Hyaloscypha bicolor E is the source of this 516-nucleotide messenger RNA. RefSeq lists its product as uncharacterized. The record is from RefSeq and is a predicted model, not a curated record. The transcript is spliced from 2 exons. NCBI's taxonomy places the organism in Eukaryota, Fungi, Ascomycota, Leotiomycetes, Helotiales, Hyaloscyphaceae. Bases 124 to 405 code for a protein of 93 amino acids.
AGUUAUCUGAGCAUCCUUAUUAAUAGCGCUCGCAGACCACCUAUGAGAAAAUACACAGACUUACCGAAUCAUGGCACGAGGCAGAUGGUGCAGGCGUGGUCGUACACAGCGCGCUGAGGCUGAAUGCGGCUUCAAGGGCGUCGACCCAUCUGGCUGGCUCAAUUGCUGCGACCCUUAGCAAAUAGCUCUACUCGGCAAGAGCUGCCAGCUGGACCUAUGACGGCAUAUGACAGCUCAUUUCAUCCGAUAAGGUUAGCUGAAACAUGCCGCAAAUCUUGGAUUCCAAGAGAAUUGGUGGCCGCAGACCAGACGAAACGCAGCCGGGCGGCUGAUCAAACCCCAUGUAUUAAUGGUGAGAACACGCGACAGCGAAAUGCCUCGCACCCAGUCAGCAAUAGAUAUUAGCCAGUGUAGCGGAAACCCGAUUAGCCGCUGGGAAUUAGAAUCGCUUCGCGUUUUCGACUGGUUUCUGCCACUCCGAUACGAUGCUGAGAUUCAAGGAGUGGAGAUCAUCUA